AGGUUCAGUCAGUUAUUGAUUCUUUAAACUCAGUUUUGUUGGAAACUCAUUCGUCAACGGAAGAACGAUGGGGUGAACAGAGAAUGACUUCGUAUGGCAAAAUAUUCAUAAAGAAAACUUUUGAAAAACUUAUCAACGAGCUCAAAGCCCAGAAGAAACUUCCUGCCUUGGUAUUUAGCGAUGAUCGUAAACUCUGCGAAGUUUUGGCCCUCGGUUAUGCUCAGAAACUAGAAAACAAGGAACUAGUUAUGCGAAGAGAGGCCGACACACGAGAAGCAAGACUUGCACAGAAGAGACAAGAAAAAGCUGAAAAAAAGUUACAGAGAAAAAGAGAUGAAUCACAGAAAGAAAAAGAGAAAAAAUUAAACAGCCAACCGGAUGAGCAAGAUGAGAGGGGUUCUAUUUCAGCCGUGAAUGAAAUUCUACCAGAGUGCUCAUUGGCAUUUACAUUUGGGAUUGGAAAAGAGGAUUACGAAGAGAUAAUCAAAAGAAUCUGGUUCAUCUCUGACAAAUCGUUAUUCAAGCGGGCUCUAAAACGAGGAAUCAGCUAUCAUCAUAGCGGAUGUAAUGCCAAAAAGCGCUCGGUGGUAGAAAUGUUGUUCAGAGGCAAAUACCUUCAGGUGGUUAAUUCAACUUCAACGUUGGCUCUUGGUAUUCACAUGCCUUGUAAGACAGUCGUGUUUGCUGGAGACUCGCCCUACUUAAAUUCACUGCAGUACCGGCAGAUGUCUGGUAGGGCGGGUCGGAGAGGUUUCGAUCCCGUGGGAAAUGUCAUUUUCUUCGGAAUUCCUUACCGUAAAGUGCAACGCCUGAUGACUGCAAAUAUCCCGAAGCUUGUCGGCAACUUCCCCAUCACUGUUUCAUUGGUUCUGCGAUUGCUUUUGAUGACGACCCAGGCAGAUGACAAGGAAGAUGCCCUCACUAAGGCCCUAGUAUUGCUGUCUAAUCCUUUUAUUUGCCGAAAGUACCCGUUAAUGGAAACCCAGAUCAAGCUACAUUUCCUCUUCAGCGUUGAACUUUUAACUAGACUGUCUCUUAUAAACAAAGAAACCGGAGCUCCACAGGAAAUGGCCGGACUGGCAACCCAUCUUCACUACCAUGAACCCUCCAAUUAUGCCCUGGUCAGUUUUCUACGAUGUGGUCUCUUCCACAAGCUGUGUAAGCCAAGGAAAAACGGUAAAUUUUCCGAAGAUGUUAUGAGGAAAAUGGUGCUUGUUUUAAGCCACUUAUUUGGAAGAACUUGUGUUCAUCCUUCCGUCAUGCUGAGGAGUCCGUCUUCUUCAAAAGUAAUUUUGGAGGAUCUACCGAAUGAAUUUGUCAAGGCAGUCAAAAGCUACAACCGUCAAGUCACCGAUGUGUUCAGUCAGUACCUUGCCACAGUGGCUCAGUGGCUGGAAAAAGACAGAGGAGAGGAUAACAAACUCCCUUUAUCAGGAAUAGAAUUUCCUACAAAAGCCAGCACUGAUGACAUUGACGACAACGAUAUGAUCAAAGUCCUAGCGAACUCUUCUGUACAGUAUUCAGCUUGUUCCUCUUUCGCUGCGCUAUCAGGAAAUACAGACUUACAGUUACAAAACACCAGCCAAAGAACAGAUGACCAAAGUGAAGAUGAGUUUAACACUGAUGAUGAAGAAUGGAAGGAAGAGCCACUUAAAUAUUUGCUCACGAUCAUUCGUCAGGAUGUCUACACGGACAUGAAUCUUGUACCCAUUCUCCCAGUCAAGAGUAAGCUACCUUUAAAUGCUUAUGCUUUGGAUUUUUUCAAGCAUGGAUCCUCCAUAGUCAUUGAGAACGAAAACGGAAUGCAAGCUGGCGAUGUUUACAAUGCUCUCAAGGAGUUUUACCUCACAAUUAAGUCAAUCAGUUGUUCACUGAAAGAACUGGGUCCUGAAACUGACAAUGUAGUUUUGGCUUUUAACCAGCUGGCACAGGAGUACGGAAAGAAGUUCAAAGAGGAGUUUGAAUAUGGAGCAUAAGAAAUUACAAAUUCAAGCGGUUUAGUUUUAAAUUUUAAAGAUGGUUGAUUGACUUUGUUUCUCAUAAGACUGGUUCAUAGACUCUUAUAAUUUGAAUUACUGAUAAACUUAAAGAUUAAAA
Molecule: messenger RNA, 2097 nt
Organism: Pocillopora damicornis (cauliflower coral)
Lineage: Eukaryota; Metazoa; Cnidaria; Anthozoa; Scleractinia; Pocilloporidae
Product: putative ATP-dependent RNA helicase DDX60
Cellular component (GO): cytoplasm
Molecular function (GO): ATP binding; nucleic acid binding
Source: RefSeq, a predicted model, not a curated record